Oldenlandia corymbosa var. corymbosa is the source of this 3525-nucleotide messenger RNA. The record is from the annotation of a GenBank genome assembly. Lineage: Eukaryota; Viridiplantae; Streptophyta; Magnoliopsida; Gentianales; Rubiaceae.
AUGGAUCAAAGAUUUAUCAUUGGGAAGACCUCAAAUAAUCCAUUAUCUUCAACCGUAUCUCCUUCUUCUUCUUCUUCAUCAUUAACGAGGCCUAAAUGUCCUGCUCCAUUCUUGUGCAAAACAUAUGACCUUUUGGAAGAAGAAGAAGAAAGGGGUCGGAGGGAAUCAGCAAGUGAUCAUCAUAAUAAUGGUGAGAAUCAAAGGGUGGUUUCAUGGACAGAAGAUGGGACUGGUUUUGUGGUUUGGUGCCCAGCUGAGUUUUCUCAACACUUGUUGCCUCGAUACUUCAAGCAUAAUAACUUCUCCAGCUUCAUUCGCCAGCUCAAUACCUAUGGGUUCAAGAAAACUGCAGCAAAGAGAUGGGAAUUUCAGCAUGAGAAAUUCCAGAAGGGUUGUCGCCAUUUGCUAGUAGAAAUUCAAAGGAAGAAGUGCGAGCCAAGUGCUUUUCCUCAAUAUCUAAAAGCAUCAGAUCAGGAAAGCUGCCCUAAUUCUUCUUCCCUUUCAUCAUCAAUGGAGGAAAACAACACUCGGAUGUUACUCAUGGAAGAGAACAAGAACCUGAGGAAAGAAAGAAUGGAGCUUCAAAUGCAAAUAGCUCACUUCAAAACACUCGAAACCAAGCUCUCGGAUUGCCUUUCGGCUUACUUCGGAGAUCAAAAUAAGAUUAGAAGACCACUAUCGCCGCCGCCGCUGGCUCGUCUUCCUCAUCCUUUUCGUCGCAACUCACCCAUCAACACCUUCCAUCUUCUCAUCAUUUCUCUCCUUCUUGCUUCAAACCCAACCGCCGUUGCUGCAUUCAAGAAAAAACAUCCGAUUUCUUACUCCCGUUACUGCAAUGACGUCGUCCGGGAGUCCAUUCCAUCGCCGAACCCUCUCACUGACCCAUUGGUGCUCACUAUGUCGCGAUCCACUUUCACAUCUUCUUCCGGCGAAUCCAAAACUGCAGCUUUACGAGAUGACAGUACCGAUUAUCGUUUUAUUUUCAGGUCCGAGUCGGCUGUGUACAAAACCCAGGUAGACGGUGUUUACAAAUUCCACGCUUUGAUUAUUUACCAGUGGAAUAGCAGCACUUUCUCCCUUAAAGAUCCUGACUUUUUCCUUGAUGGGUUGUGGAAUUCCACCUCUGGCAAACUCUGUAUGGUUGGUUUUGGUAAUCAACGGAGGCACACAUCUCAGUUUGGUGUUUUGAAGCUUAACUAUCCUAAUAAAUCAAGCAUCUUUAGUAGCUUCGUUAAUGGUACUUUCCAAAUCUACAAUAUGAAUGGUCAGUUUGUUGAAACCUUGAACAUAUUAGGGGUGAAUCCCAGGAAUUAUGAGCCUCUGUUGAUUGAUAAAAGAAUUGCUGAACAUGUGUUUCAGCCUCUUGAUAAUCUCUCUGAAUCUUCCUUGGGAAUACGAGCUGCUGAUGAACUCAAUCGUUUUGUUCUCAAAUCUGGUUCCUUUAGUUUGGAAUAUAAAGAUGACUGUGACAACAUCAACUGUGAUAUUUUCCAAAAACAGAGAAGAAAGUCUGGUUUACCCAAUGAGUUGUUUAUUAUACCUUUGCACUGGUGGGAGAAUGGUUUUGUGAGGUACUUGCUGGACUUUUCAGGUAAUGGUGCGACGUCUGGUAUUGAGCCUAAUUCCACUCUGGUUGCUGAGGGGAAGUGGGAUUGGGAUAAGACCAGGCUCGACAUGGUUGGUUGCCGGAUUUUAGAUGGUAACGGUACAGUUGGUGAUUGUGCAAUCCAUGUGAGUUUGAGGCUACCAAUGUUAUAUACGAUUUGGAAGAUGAUAAAUGGAAGCAAUGGAGGGAGAUUUCCAGGAGCAAAUUCACCUGAUCUGAGGUUUAUCAUGCAUGUGAGAAGCAAAGUUGGACAAGUCGUUUUCGGGUAUUGUUCCCCUUUGUUUACAGGUGGUAUUGCUUACGCGCCCGAUAGAGUGUUUGAAGAGAUGGACCCGGAAGGCCCUGUUCUGUUCAACCAAAGUCGGUUGGUUAACGUCAGCUAUGAAUUGAGCUUUCGUCCUCUGGAUGAGUUUUAUAAAAACAUCAGUGGAGUACCUCGAAUUUAUUCCAUGAAAAUUUCUGCUGAGGGAAUAUAUGAUUCUAAAACUGGGCACCUAUACAUGAUUGGCUGCAGGCCUCUAUCCUUCAGGCCGUUUGUUAGAGAUUCUCUAGAUUGCCAGAUUGUAGUCAAAAUGCAGUAUGCACCAUUGGAUGCAAAAGUUGGAUCUUCUGUCUCGGGAACCAUAAAAGGCACAAGGACUGCUUCUGACCCGCUUUAUUUUGAAUUGAUUCAGAUUUCUUCACAGUCUCCUUAUGCAGGCCAAAGUAAACAGUCCCUGUGGAAUAUGGACCUAGAGAUCAUGAUGGCUUUAGUUUCAACCUCAUUGGCAUGUAUUUCCAUAACGUUGCAGUUGUUUUAUGUGCAAAAGAAUCCAGAAGUGCUCCCUAACAUUUCAGUUACAAUGUUGGCUGUAGUAAACUUCGCUCACUUGAUUCCCUUGCUGCUAAAUUUUGAUGCUCUUUUUCCAUCAGACCACCAGGUACAAAAUCUAUUUCUAGGGAGUGGCCGUUUUCUAGAAGUGAAUGAGGUCCUGAUAAGAGUAAUAUCCAUGUUCGCUUUCUUGUUAGAGUUCCGUUUUCUUCAACUGGCUUGGUCUGCAAAGGCCAAGGAUGAUAAUCAGAAGAUUCACUGGAGUACAGAAUUUAAGGUUAUGUGUACAUGCUUAGGGUUAUACUUAGGUGGUUCCUUAAUCGCCUGGAGUUCUCAUUUCUCAUCAAAAUCCACAGUUAAGACGGCCCUAGAACCGUCAGAAUCUUCCAGGGCAGGAUUCCAGUCUUACGCUGGUGUCAUCAGGGAUGGAUUUUUGUUCCCUCAGAUACUGUUCAAUCUAUUCUGCAACAGCAAAGCAGCAAUAACAGCUCUAGCGCCGUCUUUUUACCUAGGAACAACUUUGGUUAGGGUGUCACCUCAUGCAUAUGAUCUGUUCAGGGGUUCAAUGUUUUCAGUGAAUAAGAUAUAUGGGAAUCCCAAAAUGGAUUAUUAUCCACUUUCUGGGAUAUCACAAUAUGUAUCGCGGGCCUGUUGUUUGCUGCUCUUGUUUACUUGCAGCAACAGUUUGGGGGACGCUUCUUUCUUCCCAAGGGACACAAAACAGUUAGAUGAGAAGAUGCCUGAAGACACAAAUUGGCAGUGUACAUCAGCCAAAAUAUGGUAAAGAGUUGCGAUCGAAGAGUCUGUUAUAUGGAUUGCUGAGAAGUUCGAAUUGUAAGAACUCAAUUCAACAGAUAUGUGUUUCAAAUGACUUGGCACCAUGUCAAGAACGUAUAGCUGCUGAAGAUGGGUCCUGGUCUGCUUGCCUAAAUGAUUUGUCCAUGGCAAUCUUGAGACAACUGUUAGUGGCCAAUUCCAUAGGUUUGAGUAAGUUAUAGGUUAAUAAAAACAGUAAUCACCUCAGUCAGUAGCAACAAUGGUGCAUUGGUUUUAUAGUAUAUCGCAGGUCAAGUGAUAGAAUAGUGUUACAAAGUUGGUUUAAAAUAUA